AUGCCUCUUACCCUCACAUGCGGCAACGACCGUCGAGUGUUGACGAACCCCCCGGGCUACGAUGAAAAACUUGCAGCGCUGAAACAGAUUGUGAAGGACUGGACUGGCUGCAAUGAAUUCAAAAUGAUUCACAAAGGUGCUGUUAUGAAGGACGAUAAUGCUCCCCUAUCUGCGUAUCAUAUCAAACACAAUUCUACGAUAGCCAUUAUACCCAAAGUCACCGUCCCUACCCCUGCUACUUCAUCGAUAUCCAAAUCAGAACAGAAUACUGUUACUCGUAUCGUCGAUGAACUCAGCUCUGUUCGUUCCACUCUCGUACUGGACCUGCAAUCGUUCGUCAAUCAUCCAACGGAGAAAGAGCAUAUGCGUCUCUCAGAAUUGCUCCUGCAAUCUCUGCUGCGCUUAGAUGCUGUUUCGCCCGAGCCUACUUGGGAAGCCGCGCGAAGAGACCGAAAAAAUGCAGUGAAAGAGGUGCAGGGUUAUAUAGACCAGUUGGACGACGCUUGGCGCUCUAGACCAAGAUAG
Messenger RNA from Marasmius oreades (fairy-ring Marasmius), 525 nucleotides. RefSeq lists its product as uncharacterized. Gene Ontology annotation, molecular function: protein-folding chaperone binding; adenyl-nucleotide exchange factor activity. The record is from RefSeq and is a predicted model, not a curated record. Gene Ontology annotation, cellular component: membrane; cytoplasm; cytosol. The transcript is spliced from 2 exons. The coding region runs from base 1 to 525 and encodes 174 amino acids. Gene Ontology annotation, biological process: protein stabilization. NCBI's taxonomy places the organism in Eukaryota, Fungi, Basidiomycota, Agaricomycetes, Agaricales, Marasmiaceae.